This is a messenger RNA of Electrophorus electricus (electric eel), 5446 nucleotides long. It is a transcript of the gene slc12a6, whose product is annotated as solute carrier family 12 member 6. NCBI's taxonomy places the organism in Eukaryota, Metazoa, Chordata, Actinopteri, Gymnotiformes, Gymnotidae. The record is from RefSeq and is a predicted model, not a curated record. Gene Ontology annotation, cellular component: plasma membrane. Gene Ontology annotation, molecular function: potassium:chloride symporter activity. Gene Ontology annotation, biological process: potassium ion import across plasma membrane; chloride ion homeostasis; potassium ion homeostasis.
UGGCACGGGUACGCGCUGGAGUUCAUGCUAUUUGGCCGUGCUGAUUUGAGUUAAUGGGAAGGACGAGGGUACCCCGAGAGUGAAUGGAUUUAAGUUCAGUUCAAGAUAUUCGCAUUUUUUUUGGACGUAAAACAAGGAUUACAAGACUGUCAUUUCUAUAUUUGCAUUAAGAUAGAGCACUUUAGUCAAUUUACUAAUACUCCGAUUCUUAUCUAGUCAAACCAUUUUACAGUGAGGUUUUCCCUACUAUUAAAAAAUCCUACAGCCAAAACGCAAUUAAUGUAUAAUGUAGUCCCUGCAUUUUCAAAACCCAUUUUUCUGACACAUUUAUAUUUUUCCAUCAGCAGACUUGUGAUUGUAUAGAAAGAGCACUUUAUUAAAAGCAUUUCUACCUCCAAUCUCAACUAUGAUUUCACUUGCACCCAGAAUAAAUUGUACAUCUAUUUAAAACUGAAAUCUACAGUAUAACAGUUUAAAACACCCAAAUCCUCAGCUUUUCUGUACCUCUUGUGAAUCUAGCUGACCCAUAGCCUAACCCUAAUUCUUAGCUGUUCUGUAAAUCUUUUGAAACUAGUUGGGCUACUUGUAUCACAUCAAAACGGUUGUAGUAUUUCCCCCUGGUGUCCACGCCACUCGCUUUCAAUGGAGAUGUCACCUCAAAUCCAGCCAUACCUGCACUGCUAGCUGAGCUCCCUGUGACCACCUUCUGAACUCCGCCCACCCCCCACGCUCCCCCCUUCUUGCGAUGGUGGAACCCCAACCACCCAGAGAGGCUGUGGCGUCCUCCGUCCGCUUCACAGUCACGCCCACCAAGGCUGAGGAUGUGCCAGGCCUCUCUGACACGUCGCCUGAUCUCAGCCUGCGAUCGGGUGGACGUGUACACUUUGGCUCGCGUGAGAGCGUCACGCGCAGCGAGCCACCCAGCGAAGCUUCUGGGGCCGUGACAUCAUCAGCUGGGGUGGACACGCCGGACCGCAGCCGCACGGAACACGGUGAUGGAAAUCCUAAGAUCUCCAAUGUGUAUAUCAAUAACAGUCAUGUCAUCGAUGAUGACGAUUUCUAUGACAGAAACCUGGCCCUGUUUGAGGAGGAGAUGGACACUCGCCCAAAGGUGUCCUCUCUUCUCUCACGCCUGGCCAACUACACCAACCUCACGCAGGGGGCGCGGGAGCAUGAGGAGGCAGAGAACUUUGGCGAGAAGCGCAAAUCCAGCAAGUCUCCUCAGAUGGGCACGUUCAUGGGCGUGUACCUGCCGUGUCUGCAGAACAUCUUUGGCGUUAUCCUCUUCCUCAGGCUCACCUGGGUCGUGGGCACAGCAGGAAUCCUACAGGCCCUGUGUAUAGUUUUCAUCUGCUGCUGCUGUACCAUGUUGACUGCUAUCUCAAUGAGUGCCAUUGCCACUAAUGGAGUGGUACCAGCCGGGGGGUCAUAUUUCAUGAUCUCCCGUUCGCUUGGCCCAGAGUUCGGCGGUGCAGUGGGUCUGUGUUUUUAUCUGGGCACCACCUUCGCCGGGUCCAUGUACAUCCUCGGAGCCAUCGAGAUCCUGUUGAUGUACAUAGCCCCGAGAGCCGCCAUCUUUAUAUCUCAUGAUACUGAUGGCGAGGCGGCGGCCAUGCUGAAUAACAUGCGUGUUUAUGGCUCCAUAUUCUUGCUGCUGAUGUCUCUUCUGGUCUUUGUGGGUGUUAAAUAUGUGAACAAACUAGCAUCUGUAUUCCUGGCUUGUGUCAUCAUUUCUAUCCUCUCCAUCUACACCGGCGCACUGGUGUCUGCCUUCAGGCCACCUUUUUUCCCGGUGUGUAUGCUGGGGAACCGCAGCCUUUCUCAGCAUUACCUUUCGGAUGGUCAGUGUGCCAAGACAAUUCUGUUAUCGCGGGAGAUGCAGACACAGCAGGGUACAAAUGUCACUGGGGGCCUGAAUGGCACGGAAGCCCCAUUGGCUGCAAUUGUGGAGAAGACGACCAUCCUGUGGCAGCAGUUCUGCAACUCAUCGGAGAUGAACGCAAUAUGCGAUGAGUACUUUGCUCACAACAACGUCACGCAGAUUGAGGGAAUACCAGGACUUGCGAGUGGUGUUAUUGCAGACAACAUUUGGAGUUCUUACCUCAGUAAAGGGGACCUUCUGGAGCAAGGUUCUCACUCCGCCCACAGCCCCGGCUACUCCAGCCACGUCUGGAAUGGCUCUCCUUACAUCUUUGCCGACAUCACCACCUCCUUCACGCUGUUGGUGGGAAUCUUCUUUCCUUCUGUGACAGGUAUCAUGGCGGGCUCCAACCGGUCAGGUGACCUGAAGGAUGCUCAGCGCUCCAUUCCGAUCGGGACUGUGCUAGCCAUCCUCACCACCUCCCUUGUGUACCUGAGCAGUGUACUGAUUUUUGGGGCCUGUGUGGAAGGAGUGCUUCUUCGUGACAAGUUUGGAGAGUCUGUGAAAGGGAACUUAGUCGUAGGCACGCUUGCAUGGCCCUCCCCCUGGGUCAUUGUGAUUGGUUCCUUCUUCUCGACGUGUGGUGCUGGCCUCCAGUCACUGACUGGUGCCCCACGACUGCUGCAGGCUAUUGCUAAAGACAACAUCAUUCCCUUCCUGAGAGUGUUUGGUCAUGGUAAGGCCAAUGGAGAACCCACCUGGGCUCUGCUCCUGACUGCCUUCAUUGCUGAACUGGGAAUUCUCAUCGCCUCCCUGGACUUGGUCGCUCCCAUUCUCUCCAUGUUUUUCCUGAUGUGUUAUCUGUUUGUAAAUCUGGCCUGUGCCCUUCAAACCCUGCUGAGGACCCCCAACUGGAGACCUCGAUUCUCCUACUACCAUUGGACUCUGUCAUUUCUGGGAAUGGUUAUUUGCUUGGCGUUAAUGUUCAUUUCGUCAUGGUACUACGCAAUCGUUGCCAUGGUGAUUGCGGGCAUGAUUUAUAAGUAUAUAGAGUAUCACGGGGCAGAGAAAGAGUGGGGAGAUGGGAUUAGAGGUCUUUCUCUCAGUGCAGCUCGAUAUGCUCUGUUGAGACUUGAGGAGGGCCCACCGCACACCAAGAACUGGAGGCCCCAACUGCUGGUCCUGCUGAAGCUGGACGAGGACGCCCACGUUAAGUCUCCGCGCCUGCUAACCUUUGCCUCCCAGCUGAAGGCGGGGAAAGGGCUAACCAUCGUGGGCACUGUUCUGCCCGGGAACUUCCUCUACAGCUUCGGCGAUUCCCUUGCCGCCGAGCAGACCCUAAAGCACCUGAUGGAGAAGGAGCGGGUGAAGGGCUUUGUGCAGUGCAUCGUGGCGCAGAAGCCACGUGACGGCAUCAGUCACAUGAUCCAGUCCAGUGGCCUGGGUGGCAUGAGGCCCAACACGGUGGUGAUGGGCUGGCCCCAUGCCUGGAGGCAGAGCGAGGACCCACAGAGCUGGAAGACCUUCAUCAACACGGUGCGCGUGACCACGGCUGCCCACCUCGCCCUGCUGGUGCCCAAGAACAUCUCACUGUUCCCCAGCAAUAGUGAGCCAUGCACAGAGGGCACCAUCGACGUGUGGUGGAUUGUGCACGAUGGCGGCAUGCUGAUGCUGCUUCCCUUCCUGCUGCGCCAGCAUAAGGUGUGGCGCAAGUGCGGGAUGCGUAUCUUCACGGUGGCUCAGAUGGAGGACAAUUCGAUUCAGAUGAAGAAGGACCUGGCCACCUUCCUCUACCACCUGCGCAUAGAGGCUGAGGUAGAGGUGGUGGAGAUGCAUGACAGUGAUAUCAGUGCAUAUACAUAUGAAAGAACUCUGAUGAUGGAACAGCGGUCACAGAUGCUUCGGCAAAUGCGUCUCUCCAAAUCAGACCGGGAGAGAGAGGCGCAGUUGGUGAAGGACAGGAACUCCAUGCUGCGCUUGACAAGCAUCGGCUCCGAUGACGACGAUGACACGGAUGGGGUGGGUGGGGCAGACAAGGUGGGUGCUACCUUAGAGCACCGGCGCGUCCACAUGACCUGGACUAAAGACAAAGCCCUCGAACUCCGCGCACAGGCACACAUACCAUCUGGCUGCAGCACACCUGAAGGCUUCAGAGACAUGCUGAGCAUCCGGCCGGACCAUUCCAAUGUGCGGCGCAUGCAUACGGCAGUCAAGCUCAAUGAGGUCAUUGUAAACAAAUCCCACGAUGCCCGGCUGGUCCUGCUGAACAUGCCUGGGCCGCCCAAGAACCCCGAGGGGGACGAAAACUAUAUGGAAUUUUUGGAGGUUCUAACAGAGGGCCUAGAGCAUGUCCUAUUGGUUAGGGGUGGAGGAAGUGAGGUCAUUACCAUCUAUUCUUGAUGGCCAACGGAAAUGCAUUGUCCACAUAGCAGCCAAUAGCAAAGAAGAUAAAAAGGGAUGUCACUUAGUGGGUUUUUAGGGGUGUCACAAAGAAAAUUUUGAUGGAACAAAGUGUGGAUGACUUUGUUACAUGGUAGUGUCUGAAAAUCACCCACUCCAUCAAGCUCCUCCCACACUUAGCCAUUUUCCAUCAGCCUCCAAUCACUAUCACCAACACCAACAAAAAUGUCAGCAGCUGUCCCUGUUUUAGUGAUGAUCAGUGUUUGGCACAGAAAGACUGGGCUCUUAGUGUGUAUUGCCGUAGUUAUGUGCAUAUUCUAUGGCUGUGGAGAUAAAGGAGGAAAGUUCUCCUAUAAAGUGGUCGUGGGAAGGAAAGCCAUGUAUCGGACCAAUUAAUGAGAAGUCUUCUACACAUCAAAACACACACAUGUAUCACACAAUUGGACAAUAAGUGUGUUCCAUGGACUGACUCAGGGGUUGUUCUGGUUGAUAAUGGACCGUGUGUGUGUGUUUUUAGUUAGUUACUGUUAGAGCUAGUCAUUUAUGUAUGAAGAGUUGCAAAUUGAAUGAUAGAUCAUUAGUUGAAAGGUUAUUUUCAGCUAACGUCUAUUAUUUAUUUUGUGUGUGUUGUACAAGGAUGUUAUGAGAAGUUGGUUCUGUGGAAUAAAGGUAACAGUUUUGUAGCAAUACGAAGCAGGCACUGUUGCACAUUUAGAGACCCAUGUUUCAGCAUGCCAUUUUAGUGCUUAAUGUUGUCUAGGCUGACAGCAUGCAUGCAUGUUUGUCUGUGUGUGAGAAAGGAACAGAGGUAGUGUCUGUGCAUAUACACAAAUCUUUUUAAUACAUGUCUGCUGUGAUAUGCGCUGGAGGUUUUGUUCUUUUCUUCAAACAACUUAUGUGCUGUCAGCCUUUGCACUGUAAUUCCUGCUCUCCUAAAAGGUUUGUAUUUGUGGAACCUGCUUUUUCACAUGUGCUUGUGUGCACAUGUUGGCUUUAGAUGGGAAGAGAGAUUUUGUUUAUGAAAAUGCUUGUAUCAUUUUUUAUGUGCAGAGAUGUCGUUUCCUGUCCACCAUGCUUGUGAAUCAAUGCCGAAGAUCUACAAUUUAUCAUUCCUUUUUUUAUUACAUUAAUAUUAAAAUAUAAACUCCAGUCUCAAACAAAUGGGAAAUAAAACUGAUUUUCUAA